This is a messenger RNA of Aspergillus udagawae, 1965 nucleotides long. RefSeq names its product Zn(II)2Cys6 transcription factor. Lineage: Eukaryota; Fungi; Ascomycota; Eurotiomycetes; Eurotiales; Aspergillaceae. Bases 1 to 1965 code for a protein of 654 amino acids. Gene Ontology annotation, cellular component: nucleus. The transcript is spliced from 4 exons. The record is from RefSeq and is a predicted model, not a curated record. Gene Ontology annotation, molecular function: DNA binding; zinc ion binding; DNA-binding transcription factor activity, RNA polymerase II-specific. Gene Ontology annotation, biological process: regulation of DNA-templated transcription; DNA-templated transcription.
AUGAGCGCUCCUUUCCGGCGCCGAAACGGUCGCAAGGCCGCCUGUGAGGCCUGCCGAAGGCGGAAAUUAGCAUGUGACCACAGUUACCCUACAUGCCAGCGAUGUCAGAAGCGCUCAAUGACAUGCGUCUAUUUUGAGCGUUCCUUGGCAGACAAAGGAGUAGAAAGGAUCACCGAAGACGUAGGACAGGCCCUCAGCCGGUCCAGUGACCCAAUCUACGCGCCAUUUGCGUCGAAGAAUCGGCGGGCUCUACAGCAUACCAGACCCGUGAUCGACAGCCCAACGGAGUAUCUGGGUCCGACAAGCUUUACGUCAGUUUUUAUGGAGCAUGGUGAUCGGUUUGAGUUGGAGCCUGCAGUUAGAGCAUCAGGGAGUCAGGCUGACUGUGUCACUGAUCCUGAUCUGAGUUCGCCUCCACACCCGAAGUGCGCUACGGACAGGCAGCGGCUGCAGCUUGCGGCGGAAGUUCUACAACAGAUACCCGGGGAACAGGAUUGCUCCAGUCUCUUUUCGAGGCAUGUCAACCCAAAUGAUGGCUGGAUUCGACUAGCCGCCCAUCACUCGUCAGAGAGGAUGUGGAAUGCACUCCGCCCGGCCCUAACCCGACGGUCGACAGACGACUUGCUGACUCUGGCUGCCCAUAUUUCAGCAAAUAGCAAGGCAGAAUUGAGGGAGAAGCACCAUCCUCAAGCGUGGCUGGCGUCAUUUACCGGGAAGCAGAUGCGGUGGGAAACCCUCGGCAUCUUGUACACCUACUGGGCGUUCGGAGCCAUAUCCUCGUCCCCGGAGAGCGAGGCCGUCUCCCGGUACUGUCAGGGGCAUCCAUCAAUCAUGGGACCGAAACAGUUGAUGGCUCACUUGAAGCAUUAUGCGUCCUUGUGCAUUGAUUUGUGCCGGCAACUUGGCUCUGUCAACGUCCUGUUUGUGUAUCUGCUCUACAAGCACAAUAUCUUAGAAGGUUUAUUGAACGGUGACAAAAGUCUCUCAUGUUGGAUGCAGCAUGGCGAGCUCGUUGCGGUUACCACGUCCAUAGGACUACAUCGGGAGCUGACAGCUACGUCAGAACCGCCGACACUGCAGCAUGAGAUGAAAAGGAGGGUUUUCGCUGCAGUCUUUAACAUAGAUAAGGUCAUAUCAACUUUCACCGGCAGACCGCCAAUGCUGAGUCAAGCAUGUUCAUCGACACGUCUCCCACUGGACAUGAGCGAUGAGGCGCUGCUGUCGGGCGAUCUUCUGGCUGCAGCCGCUGAGCUGGACUCGCAUGGAUGGAAUAAAUACGGCCGAAUUUACUCCACAACGAUCCUGCGAUCCCGUACAAUGUUCGCACGGAUUCGCCAUGAGAUACUGGAGCUUGUACAAGCUUCGCUGGAGGCCCGGCCAGAACAAUUAAUAGAACAAGCCAGGAAACUGAAACAAAGGACACAUGAUACAUACAUGCAGCUACCAGAGUCGAUCAUAUUCUCGUCUAGUAAGGUAGACAGUACAGACAUUCCAGGGUAUGAUCUCUACGCACAGAUACUCUCCAAACUUGAGUAUCUGCUGAAUUUGUUCCUGUUGGAACGCCUCUUGACGCGUCAUGAGACAAACACCAAGCAGGUCCUAGUCGAUGCAAUGUCGUACGCCGUCCCCCCUAGUGGGAUCCUCUGCCUCGAACUCCUGCGACCAGAAUAUAUCGUGCAUAUCCCACGCUCGGACAUUAUCCAGAACCUCAGUUUGCUUGUUGCGUUCCUUGACUGGCUCAAGCCUUCGGCAUCAGGAGAUACGGUUUUGUUUAUUCGGAAGAUCCUUGGUCGGUGUCUGGAUCGAAUUCUCAAUGUGCCCUGUGUUCAGGCUUCCCACCAACCUAGUCCCGAUGCUCUCUUUAAUCGACCAUUCUCGGACGAGAGUGCUGUUACUGAUUUUGCACACCUUGAACUCUUAAACACUUUUGACUGGAUUGACUGGAGUCUAGCCGAGGCUGCAUGA